UGCUCGGCUGCUCUGGUCUGUCGUGCUGAAGCUGUGAAAUCGCGCUGAUGGUCUGUCACAUUAUUUUCUCACUGACACCGUCUGAGCGCAGGCAGGAGCACCACGCCAAAAUAUCGGCUCAAAAAACACUCCGUAACACACAACUCCUCGUUGCUCCGGUGUUUCCUUGCGUGUCUCUGGCGUGUGAUCGGAGUGGAGGACGCGAGAGUGUGGGAAUAAUAUACGCCGAAAGGAAAUGCCAAUCGCCGCUACUGGUCAUUCAGCGUCUCGAGAGCCCCGCGUGUGUUCCCCGGACCCCGUCCCCAAGCGAGCUGAUUUAUGCGACGACGCCGGGGCUCGGCCAGCUGAAUACGGGGGUCCGGAAGGGGGGCACAGCUUGGGCGGCGCUAGGUUCUCUGGAGAGCACGAGAGCUCCUCCGCGGCGACUCUUUCCCCACCCACGUCUCCUUUCCACCACCACCACUACCAUCAUCCCCACCAUCACCCCCAUCCGGCGACUAUGGAGCCCCCCAGGACUCGAUCGCGAUCACGGUCUGGAUUUUACCACGGUGGAUUAUCUAACUCGAACGGUAACGCCGGGAGCGGCGGUGGUGCUUUGAGUCCUGCUGGAGGAAUAAACCACCACCAUCACUACCACCACCAUCAUCAUCAUCAACAACAACAACAGCAGCAGCAGCAGCAUGGAGCUGCCCACGGACACGCGGAAAACCUUCGCCCCACUGGGAGCGUGCUGUCACCGGGCGGCCACAGACACGCAGGGCCCGGGUCGCACAGAAACUCCGGAGCAGGUGCAAUGGGAGGACUAUACCACUAUCGUCCAGAGCAUGCGUGUGCAGAUGCCAAUGACAAGACGGACGACUCUCCCAGUCCGAAGAGACAGCGUCUUUCCCAGCAAUCUGUUUUGGAGUUUACCUCGGCCCCUCCAUCCACACCCUCUCCACCAAUCAGACCAUGGGAGCUUCCACCCAGUCGCAGGCCACACCCUUAUCCCCACCCACACUACCACCCCGAGCGCUGCCACACACCUGCACGGCACAGACGCAGUCCUCCAGUGAGGCGGCAGCGCGGCAGACGAGAGCGUUUAUCUCGGCAUCACCCCCCUCACGGUUCCCCCGGUGGGGGGCAGGACGAAAACUACCGUCACCCUCCUCACCCGCAUUCUCUUCAUCCAUACGGCCAGCCGCCAUCUCACCCUCCACCAGGCCUCGAUGAGCCCCGGGCCUUCCACCCCCCUACACUCUCGUCUCGGCUAUUGCACCCGCCGCAGCAGGGCGCCAUGAUGAUGGACCUCCAUGAACAGCUCCCUCAGGGUACUGUGCCGGUAUCGUAUACAGUAUCUCCAAUGCCGCCCCACGGUCUGCCGGCUCCUCUCUGUACGGGACAGCAUCUGCCAGCAUGCUCCUCUCAGCAGCAGGUGCCUGCAUGUUCGGUGGUCUUCAGUGGACAGCAACACUAUCCAAUCUGUAGUGUACCGCCUCCAAUGUUGCCGGCGUGUUCUGUGCAGCAUUUGCCCAUGCCAUACCCAUUUCCCUCCCUUCUCUCCAGCGAUCCAACCUUUCUCCUUCAUCCUCCUCAUCUCUCGCAUCACCCGCCCCACCUCGCUCCACCCGGACAGUUCUUACCCUUCCAGACGCAACAGUCCAGAUCUCCGCUGCAGAGAAUAGAGAAUGAAGUGGAGUUGUUAGGGGAACACCUGUCUGUAGGUGGAGGCUUUAACUACCCUCACUCAGGGCAUCCCAGCCCUCUGCCUCCUUCCACCCCGCUGCAGUUCCUCUCCCAUGAACCCCUGCCGCAGGAGCUGUUCAGCAUGCCGUAUCCCCACUUCAUGCCUCGGCGAAUCACGGGGCGACGCUACCGCUCUCAGCAGCCCGUCCCUCCACCUCCUUACCACCCAAGUUUGCUGCCCUACUUCCUAUCUGUUCUUCCAGUCCAGCCUACAGCAGUGGGUCCAACCAUUAGCUUGGAGUUGGAUGUAGAUGAUGGAGAGGUCGAGAAUUACGAGGCUCUGUUAAACCUAGCCGAGCGUCUCGGCGAAGCAAAGCCUAGAGGUCUGACCAAAGCUGAUAUUGAACAGCUGCCUUCCUACAGAUUCAACCCCAGCAACCAUCAGUCUGAGCAGACUUUGUGUGUGGUGUGCAUGUGUGAUUUUGAGUCCCGUCAGUUGUUAAGAGUACUGCCCUGUAAUCACGAAUUCCAUGCCAAGUGUGUCGAUAAAUGGCUCAAGGCUAACAGAACCUGUCCCAUAUGCCGAGCAGAUGCCUCUGAAGUCCAGCGGGAUUCUGAGUGAUGCCGUUCACAUACACGCACAUACGCACCACUAAACGCUUCGCUCAUUGUCCUACUGUUACUUUGUUAACUUCCACGUGCAUAACUACGACUCGCACAAAUACUGCUGCAAAAGAAUCAUGAACUUGUAUCAAAAUGUUUUUUAAUACUCUUUUAUUUUUAUUUUUUUUAGAAAACGUAGACACACACGUCCUUGUUUGUUUGAUCACUAAUUCUUUGUGUGGACGUCCAAAGAUUACGGUUUAUCAUUCUGGUUAUGUUCCGCUUCUGAUAUUGUGUUUUGGUUUCAAUAUAUAUAUCUGAAUAUAUAUACAUAUAGUUUUACCCUGUGAGGUUUGGGGUUAGUAUGUUGCAUUCGUGCGUGUGGGUGUGUGUAUGUGCAUUAACAUUCCCAGCUAUGUGAGCACACUUUGGUGUGGUGGUCUUUACGAAAGUUAAUAUCGUGAGCAUGGACUUUUAUAUUUUACCAACAAAUAUAGCUAUAUAUAAAUAUGUAUGUAUGUAACAAUAUAGAGGGACAAAUUACCACGUAAUUUUUUUUAAAAAACGAAAAAUUAUUAAAGUCUCCCCCUCCCCAAACAUGAAAAGAUUGCAAAAGAUUCAUUUGUGUAUACAUGAGAGGGGCUUUUGGGUGGGUCUCGCUCAAUUAUGAUUUAGCAGUCUGUAGAGAAUUGGAAUACUGUGAGGUGUGUGCGAAAGAGAGCGUGUGUGUAUGUGUGUAUUAGAGAGUUGUGUGUUAUUUAUCCCAUAUGUGUGGUACAGAACACUGGCUUGUUGCUUUCAUUUUUAUUCUCAUCUGUGAUUGGCUGAGGAUGCGCACUGACAUGAUUUGUGAUUGGUUUAGAGGGACAGUGAUCAUUUUUUUUCUCUGUCCAUCCACUCAGUUUAUCCUGUUACAGACUUUAUUUUUUUAGUUUGCUUUAGCCACCUGAUCUUUUUUCAGAUUUAUCUGCCACAUACAAAAAUCAGAAACAUUUCAUACGCUUAAUUGUCAAAAAAUAUCUUCACUUUGGGUUCUGUCAUCGCUUUGCUUGACUUGCUUAGUACACCAGCGUCAUUUAUUAAUAAUGGGUGGCUUCCUAAACACAAAAUAAAGCUCAGUCUUCGUCUUAAGUCAUGCAUUUUUUUAUAAUGAAGGCCAAGCUGAAGUUUUAUCUUUCACCCGCAGAUUUGUAAUUGAAUCUUGUAGCAAGGACCGCCCGCACAGCACAAGCAGAAAUAACUUUUUUUUUGGGUAAUUUUGUUUUUUAUGCCUUCAGGUUACACAAUCCAGGGCUGUGUGUGCUAUUUGAAAGGGUAUUAUAUUGUAGCAUUUCGGUUUCUUUGCAAGGGAGAAGCACAUGGACUGCUGAACAAAGAGGGCGAUGCACACAAACCCUUAACUAGAAAUCCGGAGGGAGAGAGAGUGUGCAUUUACAUUCUCGUCUUUCCCAUUCUUGCUUCCCUGAAACACUUUUGGAUCUUAAUUCUGUCGUUUUCCUCUAUGCAUUUAGCAAUUCUUUUCAAAACGGCCUUCCAGCACAUCCCUUCGUAAGUCCUUCAUAAACAUUCACAGCCACGUGCGUUACUUUAUAAUAAAUGACCGAGAUACGCAAUCAUGACCCAGAGGGGUGUUUGAGAAUGUGUGUGCGUGAUCAUUAUAUAAUCAUGCAUUACUAUCAUUAUGAAUGGUUAUAACUGCCACUGUGUCACAUUAUGUAGGAUCUGUGACGGGUGUAGAAAUGUCAUAGAGUUGUGUGGUGUAGUCUCAGAGCCUGCAUUGUCUUAAUGAGAGAUGCCUUUAAACCAUUCUCCAGUGUUGUCUGCUCUAGUGUCAUAAGUCGAAUUCAUAACCACAGCAGCGUUAUGAAUUAUUCUUCGCAAACAAAUGUGCAUUACAUUACUUAACCAUUGUCAUACUGUGUUAUAGGAGUUUUUUUCCCUGCUUGGUACAAUAGCAGUUACCUCAGUUUUACUAUUUAUGUUUUUCCCCUUAUUCUUUUGCGAAACCAGUAAGAGAGCUCAUGAGUUCCUAUGCUUUUUGUUUAUUGGUUGUUUUAAUUCUUACCAUUAAAAAAAAUACAAUUGUAUCAUUUAACAUGUUGUAGUUCAUAUGUAUAAUAUCUGUAACCAAAAUCAUUUGAAGGCUUGAUAUAAAAAUUUUUAACAAACA
This is a messenger RNA of Misgurnus anguillicaudatus (oriental weatherfish), 4438 nucleotides long. It is a transcript of the gene rnf38, whose product is annotated as ring finger protein 38. Gene Ontology annotation, molecular function: ubiquitin protein ligase activity. The record is from RefSeq and is a predicted model, not a curated record. Gene Ontology annotation, biological process: protein ubiquitination. Lineage: Eukaryota; Metazoa; Chordata; Actinopteri; Cypriniformes; Cobitidae.